AUGUCCGAGCCAUCCGAGGCAGGUCCCAGCUCAGGGUCACAGCCGCGCUCGCACGCAGCCGCUAUUGCGCGCAGGAGGUCGUCGGGCAAUCGCACCGCGCGCCCGCGCCCAUCACGAGCACGCGCUACCUCGUCCAUCAGCCAGCGAUCCGAUGCCAGCAACAUCAGCAGCGGCAUACAGAAGCUCUCGUGGACUACCGGCGACUCUUUCGACUAUGUCGACGACGAUGCGCGCAUCAGCGCCUUCCUUCAUUGCCCCAUCUGCCUCGGGCCCUUCCUCGAGCCUUUCGUCUCCAGCUGCUGCUCUCACACCUUCUGCAAGCACUGCAUCCAUACCGCCCUCUCAGAAGAUGCGUCAGCACGGACAGAUGCAGACGACGAUGCCACCGCAUUGCGCCCCAAACGCUGCCCAACCUGCAGAGCGACCGUCGACUUUUCCCAUUUUCAGCCUACCGCGCUUCUUAUCAAGAACAUGGUCGACACACUUCGCGUGCGAUGUCCCAACAAGGACAAGGGCUGCGAUCACCAGUGCGAACGACAUCUGCUUCGCGGCCAUGUAGCGUCGGACUGCGCGUACGAGUACGUCGACCAGAAUCUCACAGAGGGUCGGAGAUGCGGCUGCUCGGCCAAGGUCAUGCGCAAGGAUUGGGCGUCGCACGGCCUGACCUGCCCGAAACGCGCAGUGACUUGUGCAACGUGCGACUCGGAGCUUUGCUUUGACGAGCUCCAAGAUCACUUGUCCACCUGCUCGCCCGAGCCGGCCGAAUGCGAGUUCUGCGGGCUUACCACCAUCAAGAGCCGCCUCGCUCUCCACAUCGUCGACGAGUGCACCGAAGCUCCCGUCGAGUGUCCACAUGCUGCGUUUGGCUGUUCUUGGACGGGGCCGCGUCGCCGGCUCCGACGCGCCUCCAAUCCCCUCUCUAAACAGAUCGACCACGCACAUCUCGAGGACGACUGCCGCUUCGAGCCACUCAAGCCGUUCUUUAGCGUCUUUACGCACCACGUCGAACAGCUGCGCGACGAGAAUCACGCGCUCAAGUCGCGCCUCGACGAGCUCGAAGCUCGGCAGUAUACCCAAGCGCGUAGAGUGGAUGAUUGUGUGCACAGCCUGGGCACUUGGUAUCGCUCGGCGGGCGAAUUGCGCGCAGCCGAUUUGGAGCAGAGGGCAAGAGGUUCGCAGGUGGGUGUGGACGGAGAGUGGGACGAGUUCCCGCUCGAUGCGCAGAACUGGGAGAGGUCGCUGAGCCAGCAGAGCUUCUCGCGCCAGACGAGGGCGCACAGCGCGUCGGCUGUGGCGAGCAUGGACCUCGAGAUGUGGGCCAGGAGGCAGUACGCCGAAGCGUCGACGCCCGAUCCAGUCGCCACGGCGCGGCCCAGCACUGGCUCCCAGCGAGCUACGCCUGGCGACGGCAGUGGCUCUCGGUACUUGACGCCCGCUGCAGCUCGCUCUGCUCCCACAUCGUCCGUGCUUCCUCGGCGCCCUGGCCUCGUACCUUCGCCAUCGACCUCGCGCGAACGCGCGCCACAGCUCGGCGAUGCCAGUGCGGCCGCACGACGUUCCGGAUCGAGCGCAAUGCUCGCGGCUCUCGAAGCAGGUAGUCUCGGCGCCGUGUCUCCUGGCGGCUACGGCUUCCCUGCGGCGGCGGUGGAGGCGGAGCGCGAGCUGGACCGAAGCAGUCUGGACUCGGCCAUCGCCUCCCUCACUGCCUCUGUGGCCGGCCUGAGCUCCGGACUCAACAGUCUCGACAAGCGCACCGAAGAAGGUCACAUUGCGGCGGUCAAGGCCGGCUUCGACGCUGGUCGCGUGCAGGAAGAAGUGGCGAGCCUCCGACACGGGCUGCAUGCGGUUCGAAUGCAGAUCCACCAAAUCCUCAUGCACCAACAACGUCAUGCGCUCUUCUCACCACCAGUGUCGAACCUACCUUCUGCUGCGUCCGGUUCCAAUGCUGUGCUGCACGAACAAGCUCCACCGCACAAUCCUGCCAACCUACCCAUGCUCACCCCACCGCUACUGCGCAGAUGGGCCGGGCUCGACCAAACUAAGCUUUGA
Molecule: messenger RNA, 2049 nt
Organism: Moesziomyces antarcticus
Lineage: Eukaryota; Fungi; Basidiomycota; Ustilaginomycetes; Ustilaginales; Ustilaginaceae
Exons: 1
Coding region: 1-2049 (682 amino acids)
Molecular function (GO): zinc ion binding
Source: RefSeq, a predicted model, not a curated record